Teleopsis dalmanni is the source of this 735-nucleotide messenger RNA. Its product is annotated as putative sodium-coupled neutral amino acid transporter 11. Gene Ontology annotation, biological process: amino acid transmembrane transport. Lineage: Eukaryota; Metazoa; Arthropoda; Insecta; Diptera; Diopsidae. The transcript is spliced from 6 exons. Bases 1 to 735 code for a protein of 244 amino acids. The record is from RefSeq and is a predicted model, not a curated record. Gene Ontology annotation, molecular function: amino acid transmembrane transporter activity.
AUGGAUAGUGACCAUCAACAGCAUCGUCCACAUCAACAGCAGCAACAAUCACAGCUUCAACAACAACCACAACAAACCGGACAACAACAACAGCAGCAUCCUAAUGCAGAACUAAGUGACUCAUUGUCAUCAUUGCCUCAAGCGUCCUUCAACUACAUCAAUUCAAUUGUUGGUAGUGGAGUGAUUGGCAUUCCGUACGCCUUUCAUCGUGCAGGUUUUGGCUUGGGACUGUUGCUUCUCAUAUUAGUUGCCUACAUCACCGACUAUUCACUUAUACUAAUGGUGAGAUGUGGUCAUAUAUGCGGUCGCUUCAGUUAUCCAGGCAUAAUGGAGGCAGCCUAUGGAAAGUAUGGUUAUUAUUUGUUGUCAUUGCUGCAGUUUAUGUAUCCAUUUUUAGCCAUGAUAUCGUACAAUGUGGUCGUCGGUGAUACGCUAUCUAAAGUGCUAGUGCGAUUUUUUCCCUCGUGGGGCACAUCAAUGGGUGCCGUUCGACUGGGUGUGGUGUUCUUCGUAACGAUUGGUGUGGUGGUACCGCUUUGCUUGUACAAGAACGUUUCGCGUCUGGCCAGAGCGAGUUUUAUUAGCUUAGCAUGUGUGGUCUUUAUACUGUUUGCCGUGAUUUUGAAGCUUAUGUCAGGUGAUUACAAAGUAACUGAUACAGCGGAUUCCUGGAGAUUUGCAAAUGUCGAUGUUAUUCCCGCAACGGGUAUAAUGGUUUUUGUUUACAAUGACUAA